ACUGUCGGCAGAGGAAGAAGGUUUCUAUCAAGUUUCCGUAGUGUAGUGGUUAUCACGUUCGCCUCACACGCGAAAGGUCCCCGGUUCGAAACCGGGCGGAAACAAGGCUGUGAAGCGACGCUGCCCCAGGUGGGUCCGGAGCCCGCGGCCCCGGAGGCGGACACACGCAUCGCGAGGGGGAGAACCGGGCUGUCCCCGGCUCUGCAAGGCGGCCCGACGCCCGCAGCCCCGGAAGCGCAUCCUCGCCUUGCCUUCCUGUUCCCGGCAGCGCCCAGCUCCGGGCGUCUCUUCGCUGGCCCACUGUCCGCGCCGGCCCUGCCCCAGCCGAGAGCACCUGCGCGGCAGGCCCGCAGCUGGCAGCCUCGCGCCCCUCACACGGCCGCGAGACUCGGUCCUGGAGGCUGGAAGUCCAAGAUCAAGGUGGUGGCAGGUUUGGUUUUCUUGCUAAAUCUUUCUAGGAGCAGUGAGGAAGACAGAAGAACCGCUUGGGCUGGUAAAGCCAUCUGCCAGGCACUACUGCCACCAUGCCCAAGAGAAAGGCAAAAGGAGAUGCUAAAGGUGACAAAGCAAAGGUGAAGGAAGAGCCACAGAGGAGAUCGGCACGGUUGUCUGCUAAACCUGCCCCUCCAAAACCAGAGCCCAGGGCAAAAAAGGCCCCUGCAAAGAAGGGAGAGAAGCUGGCCAAAGGGAGAAAGGGGAAAGCAGAAGGCAACAAAGAUGGGAACAACCCUGCAAAAAACCGAGAUGCCUCCACAGUCCAGUCACAGAAAGCAGAAGGCACUGGGGAUGCCAAGUGAAGUGUACUUUUUUGAUAGCUCUGUACUUCUAGUGACUCUACUGUUUGAAAUACUAUUUUUUUUAAAUCAAAUUUUGUAAAAACGUAGAUUUUUUUUUUUUAAGUUAUGUUGUUAGCACACAAGACGCUUUGUUGUUAUCUUUUGUGGAAAGGGCAAAAUAACCACUAGUAGAAUGUUUCAGAAGCUGGAUUGAAAUGGGGGAAAACAGAAUUUUCUAUCCUCAUAUUUGAAGAUUAUUCUUGGUUCCCAGGAGAGAUUCUCUGACAUUCACACAUGACAGCCACUAUGGCUCAGAAGCCUUACCGUGUGGGGAAGCAAAACUUCAUGUCUUCUCCUUUCCUGAUGCCAUCAACACAUCCUUGACUUUCUGAAACCAAGAGUCAUGAUGCGGCCUUGGCACCCCUAGAAUCAGCUGCGUCAGGUAACAAUACUCAGGAUUUCUGGUGAUGACAUCAAGAUGGUGUUGCUCAAAAGAGCCAGGAUUCCUGUUUGUAGUUUGUGGAUCAUCUCAUUAAUAACCCUGGAGUUUUUAGUUCCUUUCCUCCAUGUCAGAGGUGACCUGUGAAAAGCUCUUAUAUGCCUCAUGUGAAAUAUUCACCCUUUCUGAAAACUUUUCCUGUUCAUUGCAGCAACAGACUUUGUUGACUUUUUGGAGAUGGGAGUUUGAAAGUUGUAAGAUGUUAUGGAUUGUCACCCAUGUCCUGCUGGAAGUAACUAUUUUUGAAAAGUAUCUUAUAAAGCUGGAUACAAGUUGGCUUCAUGGGAGGGGAGGGAUCAUUUCCUACUCCAAGUCAUAAAGAUAUCCUUUACUGCCUUGUAAAAGUUUUAUAGUUUUGCUUUUCACAUUUGUCUUUAGUCUUCCCUGAACUGAUUUUUGCAAAAAUAUGAGAUAGUAAUUCAAAAUAAUAUUUUUCCAUAUGGUAAGUGGUUGUCUCAACCACUUGGUUGUCCCAACUUUUCUGAAAAGUUCUUCCUUUCCCCACUGAUCUGUAAUACUGGCUCUUUUCAUAAAUCAAGUUUCUUCUGCGGGGGGGUCUGUUGAUGGUUUCGAUUCUGACUCACUGGUCAAUUUGUCUAACCUUGUGGCAAUACUAUACAAUCCUGAGUACUACAACUUUAGAAAAAGGUCUUGAUAUCUCAGGACAAAUACCACCUCCACCUUUAACAUCACCACCAAACUUUUCUUCGUUGGAGUAUCUUGGCUAUAUUCUUAGCCAACUGCUUUUCCAUACAACUUCUAGAAUUAGAUUGACAAGUUCCAAAUCAAACUAACAAAAGGUGGAAUUUUUAUUGGAUUUGUAUUGAAUUUAUAGAUUAAUUAUAAUAUUGAGUCUUCCGAUCCGUGAACAUGGUGUAAUUCUCCAUUUAUUUAGGCUUUCUAAAUGUCUUUCAAUAAAGUUUUAUAAUUCUCCAUAAA
This is a messenger RNA of Balaenoptera ricei (Rice's whale), 2214 nucleotides long. It is a transcript of the gene HMGN4, whose product is annotated as high mobility group nucleosomal binding domain 4. Bases 525 to 797 code for a protein of 90 amino acids. Gene Ontology annotation, biological process: chromatin organization. Gene Ontology annotation, molecular function: nucleosomal DNA binding. Lineage: Eukaryota; Metazoa; Chordata; Mammalia; Artiodactyla; Balaenopteridae. The record is from RefSeq and is a predicted model, not a curated record. Gene Ontology annotation, cellular component: chromatin; nucleus. The transcript has 4 exons.